Salvia hispanica is the source of this 519-nucleotide messenger RNA. RefSeq names its product NAC domain-containing protein 78-like. The record is from RefSeq and is a predicted model, not a curated record. Gene Ontology annotation, biological process: regulation of DNA-templated transcription. NCBI's taxonomy places the organism in Eukaryota, Viridiplantae, Streptophyta, Magnoliopsida, Lamiales, Lamiaceae. Gene Ontology annotation, molecular function: DNA binding.
AUGUUAGUUAAGGGAUUUGAAUUCAAUCCGAGCGGCGAAGAUUUGAUCAAUUUCUACCUUUAUCCAUGGGUGAAGCAACAGGUGCCGUGGAAUGAGAUCUACGGUCCAUCGUCGGAUCCGUGGGUGGUUUUCUAUGACGUGGAGUCGCGUUGGCACUCGAGGUUGGAGGAGAAGGGCGCCAUCAAGUACACCAUAUACGCCUUCACAUUUCUCUCGAGGGUUUCCAACUCGAAGAGGGUUUCUCGAAGGGCAGGGACCGGGACUUGGCACGGCCAAACGGGCCCCGAGAUGAUCCAAGAUUCCAAGAACGGCCAAAUCAUCGGCCAAUCCAAGAUGCUGGCCUUCAAGCACCCGGGCUUGGAGGCUGAUUUCGGCCAUUGGACGAUGCAUGAAUAUUCCCUUAGCGAUGAUCUAAUUAGGUCAAGCGGCGUACCAAACGCAGCCGAUGUCGUCGCGGGCAAGAUCACCAAGACCGAACAACAAGAAAUCCGGUGUGCAGCCGCCGUUGGCCGAGAUUAG